GCAUCGGGGUUUGUUGUGAGUGACGUGAUGUCUGUAUAGGUCAGGGGAUUGCCCGUACGCUGGUGCUUUAAGCAUAUAAAGGACCAGCAUUUGGUCGGAAUGUGAUGCAACUACCAGUCAAUUUUGAGAAUCAUCUUCAAACCUUUCAUACCUCAUUACCUGAUCAAAGCAGCUAGAUAUUUCAAGAUGGCCGAGCUUGUUCCAUAUUUCGAUGGCAUGCAGCAAGGGCAGGGAUACAAUACCUACCUUCAACAAAUUGGUGUAGCAGAUGCUGUCACUAUCACUCCUGGUCAACCGGAGUCCGUCACUUACGACCUCUUCUAUAGUAGUGAAAGAAUCGAUGAUUACACAAAACUUGCACAGUCCUUAGAGAUAAGUGCUGGCGCUGCUAUUUCCGGCUGGGGACAGUCCUCCCAAAUCGACGCUGGCUAUCUUGAUCGGCUAAGUUUUGAAAGCAGUACGGUGACCUAUCAAGUCCAGGUGUCAUCCAGGCAGCAGGCAUCAAUCGGGAAUUCAUAUUCCUUCAAUCAGAUUAACACUGAUACCCCGAAUAAACUGUACGGAGAUCGUUUCAUUGCAGAUUUCAUUCGAGGUGGCCAAUACUUGCUCGCGCGUAAGCUUAUCACUGAGUCCUUAGACUUAUUACCUCCUGACACUUCUGAAAGAUCGGAGGUUGCUUUCUCAAUGUACGGAGUCACCGGCUCUGUCACAAAUGAAGUGAGAAGUGCCGUGGAGACAAUCAACAGACACUCUCGCGUUACUGUCUGGAUCCAUACCUCUGGAGGCGGAGGCCGGUCUGGAGUCAUCCACGCAGAGCCACACGACGGUGAAGACUCGCCUCUUUUUGCGAUCAAGGAAGGCGCAGACAACUUCUAUCAGGAAUUGAGGGAGGGAAAGCAUAGAUAUAGACGAUUUGCACUUCUGUGGAGAUACACCAACGUGCCGAAUUUCAACAAUGCAUUCACGCCUUUUGACUAUACUUUUGCCAAUCAGAGGAGCUGGUACCUAUUCGAAGACUUUACGCAGUACGACGCGUACCUUGAGCUCAUCAGGAAGAUCCCUGUUUCAAAGUUCAUCAACGGCAGAGAGCAACAAGCCGAGCUGUACGAAGAAGGGGCCAACAUACUCUCCGUGACCCGCAGCAAAGUCCAAGCCAUCAACGAAAACCCCGAGGAAAUAAAUUCCCCAAUCUCAUAUCCCAUCCCAGAGGACUACAAGAAAUUAGUGCUACUGGCCAUCAGGACAAUAACCAUGAUCGCCCAAGAACGAACCCUCGACAACGGCAGUUUCAGCGACAUUGCACUCCCCACCCUCCAAGGAAACGCCCGCACGCUCUUCAAAUUCCAGACCUACGACUUCGACACUGGAUUCGGAAACACGGUUGUUUCCUUCGGAAGACAGGGAACAUCAUUCGUAUGUCUGAGCGGCCAGCGCGUAUCCGACGGAUAUCAGGAAGAAAGCGUCUUCUGGGCAUUCGAAGACCCGGUUGAAGAAGUCUCGGAGCAACAGGUUCAUGUGGCCAGUAUGCGAACGAGAGAUUUACUUCUUUUGAGUCGGACGGAUCCUGGUCCCAGGCCUUUGUUUACGUUUUAUGCUAAGAGUAGUUGGUGA
Messenger RNA from Aspergillus vadensis CBS 113365, 1611 nucleotides. RefSeq lists its product as uncharacterized. The record is from RefSeq and is a predicted model, not a curated record. The transcript is spliced from 12 exons. NCBI's taxonomy places the organism in Eukaryota, Fungi, Ascomycota, Eurotiomycetes, Eurotiales, Aspergillaceae. Bases 187 to 1611 code for a protein of 474 amino acids.